AUGGGUUUCCGGCACAACAACGUUCUCCACGACAACCACUUCAGGAAGGACUGGCAGCGCCGUGUCCGUACAUGGUUCAACCAACCCGGCCGCAAGCUCCGCCGACGCAAUGCCCGCAAGACUAAGGCUGCUGCCCUUGGUGUCCGCCCCUUGGCUCCCCUCCGCCCCGCUGUCCGUGGUCAGACUGUACGCUACAACAGGAAACUGCGCGAGGGCCGCGGCUUCACUCUCGCUGAGUUGAAGGAGGCUGGCAUUGGGCGUAAGGAGGCCCGGGGUAUCGGUAUCAUCGUUGACCACCGCCGGAGAAACCUGAGUGAGGAGGGCAAGGCCUUGAACGUGCAGCGGUUGCAGGCGUACAAGGAGAAGCUCAUCGUCUUCCCCAAGAACGCCAAGAAGCCUAAGAAGGGUGACUCGACUGGCGACGACCUUAAAGCCCCGACUACCCGCGCUGCCCUCCCCCUUCCCACCCCCUAUGAGCACGAGGCUCCCCGCAAAAUCACUGGUGAGGAGCGUGAGUUCGAGGCCUACAAGACUCUGCGUGAGUCAUGGGCUCUCCAGAGACACGAGGGUAAACGUAAGGCGAACGCCGCCAAGAGAGACGAGGAGGAGGCCAACAAGAAGAAGUAA
Molecule: messenger RNA, 627 nt
Organism: Gloeophyllum trabeum ATCC 11539
Lineage: Eukaryota; Fungi; Basidiomycota; Agaricomycetes; Gloeophyllales; Gloeophyllaceae
Product: 60S ribosomal protein L13
Exons: 4
Coding region: 1-627 (208 amino acids)
Biological process (GO): translation
Cellular component (GO): cytosolic large ribosomal subunit; ribosome
Molecular function (GO): structural constituent of ribosome; RNA binding
Source: RefSeq, a predicted model, not a curated record